This is a messenger RNA of Xenopus laevis (African clawed frog), 2076 nucleotides long. It is a transcript of the gene tmem38b.L, whose product is annotated as transmembrane protein 38B L homeolog. Lineage: Eukaryota; Metazoa; Chordata; Amphibia; Anura; Pipidae. The record is from RefSeq and is marked provisional. Gene Ontology annotation, cellular component: endoplasmic reticulum membrane; membrane. Gene Ontology annotation, molecular function: potassium channel activity; identical protein binding. Gene Ontology annotation, biological process: potassium ion transmembrane transport.
GCAUAAACCCGCCUCCCCUGGGCUGUCACACAAGUCCUAAAAUAUUCACUGUACAAAAGCAGUAACCUGCCGAAUAGACUAGAAACCCUUCCUUCGCCAUGGAGUCUCUCUCGGAGGUUUCCGUGCAGUUCUCCCAGCUGUCCAUGUUCCCUUUCUUUGACAUGGCUCAUUAUCUGGCCUCAGUGAUGUCUGCCAGGGAGCAAGCAGGUGCUCUAGAUAUAGCAUCCCACAGCCCUAUGGCAUCCUGGUUUAGUGCCAUGCUUCACUGCUUCGGAGGUGGUAUUUUAUCGUCUAUUCUGCUUGCUGAACCUCCUGUUGGAAUUCUUGCAAACACUACUAACAUCAUGUUGGCAUCUGCAAUAUGGUACAUGGUGUAUUAUUUCCCUUAUGAUCUCUUCUACAAUUGCUUCUUUUUCCUUCCCAUCCGGCUGAUUGCUGCAGGGAUGAAGGAAGUGACGAGGACAUGGAAGAUAUUAUCAGGCAUCACACAUGCUCAUAGCCACUAUAAAGAUGCAUGGCUAGUCAUGAUAACUAUAGGUUGGGCUCGAGGUGCUGGAGGAGGAUUGAUCUCUAAUUUCGAACAGCUAGUGAGGGGUGUCUGGAAACCUGAGAGCAACGAAUUUCUCAAAAUGUCAUACCCUGUGAAAGUGACCUUGAUUGGUGCUGUUCUGUUUACAUUACAACAUGGCCACUACCUCCCAAUCUCACGACAUAACCUCAUGUUUAUCUACACAAUGUUUCUAGUAUCGAUUAAGGUGACCAUGAUGCUGACACAUUCUGCAGGGUCUCCAUUUCUACCUCUUGAGACACCCCUACACCGCAUUCUGUUUGGUCUGCGACAGAACCAAGCAGAAGUUAGGGAGAGUCCUUCUUCUUCAGGUGCCAAAGGGAAGCCUUCUAAGAAAACACUGGAUAAGGACUCUGGAGAACAAAGCAAUAAAAAGGAUAAAUGAGCCACAAGGAGUAGUAAAAUGCACCAGCAGUAAUUUUUAUACAUUUAAAACAAAGACAUUAUCCAUCCAAUGUGAAAAGCUCUCUGUAUUAUUGAUUACAAAGGGCAGUGAUAUUGGUUACCUAUUGGGUCUUCUCAGUCUGAGUUUUUGGGUUUAAGGGUAACUGAGUAUAUUACACACAGAAACUCAUUCUUACUUUGGAAUGAGAUUUGGUGUUCCAAGAAAAAACAGUGCUCGACUAGCAUGGAUCAUAGUGCAUUUAUAAAAGGGGGUAGGCAUCACUUGGAAGAAAUUGCUUUAUAUUUUGAUGGUGGUUGAUUGUGUUUAACAAUUCUAUGUACUAUAUGUUGAUCCAGAUUGGUGAACAAAAAUUGUGAUUGCGAUUUACAAUGGUGGCAGUGAAAUCAUAAAUGAAUGGGUAUAUUUUUGGUAAAAGCGAUAAUUUAUAGAAGAGGUAAAUUAUACAUAUUUUAAAUACCGGAAUAAUCAAAUGGGUUUUUUUCUCUUUUAAAUAUAUAACUCAAAUGUUUCUACGUCUGCUACUUUAAAACUUUUUGGGCGGAUUGCUGAUUAAAAAGUGAUUGUCCUUUGAACUUUGAAUGUUUUUUUCUAAUGUACAAACUUUUUUGCUAGGGGAUGGCUUGGAGAAUAUAAUUGAAUUCAUGGGAAGUGGGUAGCCCCUACACUUGAGAUUGGUAAAAAGCUACUUUUGAUACUUUUACAACAAAAUAAAAAUCCUUACUAUAGUACUUACAUAGUGAAACCUUUGGUAUUUGCCUCCUCAGUUCUAGUUUAAGCAAUUCUAGGAUUGUCAUGUGUUUUGUAAAGUUACAUUAUGCCACGAUGGGUUAUUAAGUGCAUAGGAAUUGUUGUAUAUUCCUUUGAACUAGUGUACAGUCCUAUCUUUAAUACCUGUUGUUUGCAAGGCAAGUAGUUAAAGACAAUUUAUUAUCAGCAGGGUCACUUAUUAGUAUAAGUAUUUUGAAUCCAGGAUAUGGUUUUGCAUUUUCAUUUGUGCCAGCAAACAGUGUAUGUAACAAAGUUAUGUCCCCCAAAAAUUAUGCCACCUUCAAACUGGUCUUAAAAAUGUGCAAUGUGAAGUUUUAAUAAACUGUCUAAUGAA